AUGCCAUUUGGGUUGAGUAAUGCACCAGCAGUUUUUCAGGAGCUGAUGAACAUAGUUCUUCAAGGACAAGAAGAGUUUGCUAUCGCAUACCUGGAUGACAUUCUUAUAUUUUCAGAGACACCGGAAGAUCAUCUUCGUCAUAUUCAAGACGUUUUCAAUCGCCUAAGAAAGCGUGGACUAAAAAUGAAGCUAAAGAAAUAUCUCUUAUCCAGAUUACCGACAGUCAACCUGGAGUGUGAAGAGAAAGAACAAUCAGAGCAUGAUGAACCAGAUGUUAAGGACAAUUUCUUUGAAGUUAACGUACUUAACUCCAAUGCCUUUUCGCCUAAGAGAUUGGCCAGAUGUGAAGUUAAGCAACACGACGAAUUGGUCAAACCCUUUAUUGAUCUACCAGAAGGAAUUAACAUCAAAGAAAGUCAACAACACGAUAAGCAGAUAAAGAAACUGAAGAAUCGGUUAAAUAAAGGAACAGCAACGGCAACCGGAGAAAAGAGGUUUCUGGAAAUUGAUGGUUUAAUGUACUAUCUUUCAGAUGGAGACUCAGAAGGCCCAAGACUUCGCCUGUAUGUACCACGUGAGUUAGAACUUUUAGUAGUGCAGCAGUAUCACGACGGACUUGGACAUAUGGGAGUGGACAAAACAUAUGACGUAAUCAGACAAAAAAGGAGAUAUGCGGGAGAAGACCAACACAAGAUCGCCCUACAAGAACAACAUAAAGCUUUCCUGCUAGUACAUCGUAAUAUGAAGGAAGCCAAGAAGAACAAGAAAGCUCAGGCCGAUAAGAAAAGCAAAGACGAAAAUUUUCAGACUAACUAUGUGGUGCCACCAGAAGAUGAAUCAUUGUCGGAAGACGACGACAUGCAACCAGAACCAUUAGAAAGAGCUAUACAGUACAAACAAUGGGAAAGGGAAGAAUCUUCAGACGAAGAGGAUAUACCCCUCGCAGAACUUCAGAGACGUAUAAGAGCUAAGAAGAUCAUGGAUGAUCAGCAGUAUAAACACGAAAAUGAUCAGACCGUAGAUUCAGAAUCGGAUGAGACCCAUGAGUCAAAACAAUGUGAUGAAAAUAGUGGUCAAGACUAUGAAAUACCCUUAGAUAACCAAAAUGUACUCUAA
Messenger RNA from Magallana angulata, 1116 nucleotides. RefSeq lists its product as uncharacterized. The record is from RefSeq and is a predicted model, not a curated record. Bases 1 to 1116 code for a protein of 371 amino acids. NCBI's taxonomy places the organism in Eukaryota, Metazoa, Mollusca, Bivalvia, Ostreida, Ostreidae. The transcript has 4 exons.